Molecule: messenger RNA, 524 nt
Organism: Vollenhovia emeryi
Lineage: Eukaryota; Metazoa; Arthropoda; Insecta; Hymenoptera; Formicidae
Product: putative gustatory receptor 28b
Exons: 3
Coding region: 48-524 (158 amino acids)
Biological process (GO): sensory perception of taste
Cellular component (GO): membrane
Source: RefSeq, a predicted model, not a curated record
UGCAACGUAGACUCCUAAACAAUAUAAAGCCAUCUAUUUCUAGCUUAAUGUGCCAUAUGCAGAGAGAUCAAAUUUUUCUGACAGAACUUAAAAAUUUGAUGAAACGACAUCUGGUGAUUAGCAGAACAGUGCAAAUGUUGAACAUAGUCUUCAGUCCGCAACUUCUUGCUACUAUAAUUUGGUUCUUCUCUGAACUGACUUUUGAAUUGUACUUCUAUAUAGUGCAUUGGCAAAAAGAGUUGCAUUUUAGUGUUGAUGGGCAUUUUCUUGAUAUGUUUGUAACAAAUGUAGCAAAUUAUUCUGUAAAACUACCCCUACUUGUGUGGGCUUGCGAGACUGGCAAAAAUCAAGCUCAAAAGAUUAGCACUACUAUUUACGACGUACUUAAUAGCACAUCAGAUAAGCAAAUCAAAGCAGAGUUACAUACGUUUUCGUUGCAAAUACUGCAUUGCAAAAAUAUAUUUUCGGCGAAAGGUCUUACUGUAGACGCAACGCUUCUCACAGCAGUGAGUAAUCAAUUAUAG